This is a messenger RNA of Neocloeon triangulifer, 5010 nucleotides long. RefSeq names its product GATOR complex protein Iml1 (gene Iml1). Gene Ontology annotation, biological process: negative regulation of TORC1 signaling; intracellular signal transduction; positive regulation of autophagy. Bases 199 to 4935 code for a protein of 1578 amino acids. The record is from RefSeq and is a predicted model, not a curated record. Lineage: Eukaryota; Metazoa; Arthropoda; Insecta; Ephemeroptera; Baetidae. The transcript is spliced from 31 exons. Gene Ontology annotation, cellular component: lysosomal membrane; GATOR1 complex. Gene Ontology annotation, molecular function: GTPase activator activity.
CCCAGCUGGGAUCUGUUUAUUCUGAAGGUCGGCGGUGAAAAUUAGUCAUUUUAGUGGAUUUUCUCCGGGAAAUUGUUAUAUCUUGAUGGUCUUUGCAAUGCCGGGAUGCUAAUUUUGCUUUUGAACGAAUUUAAAGACCAUGGGGCGUGCAUAAAAGCGAUGAAUCCUCAAGCCUUUUGAAAAGCUUUCAUCACCAGCAUGAGCUUCAAACCUCCAAACGUGAAGCUUUUGAAGCUGAUCGUUCAUCAGAAAAAUUUUAGCGGGGAAGAUUUGAUCAUCAAUCCGAAAGAUUUCCCAACAAUUAAAAAGGGCGACAUUGUUGAGAUUUACCACCCUGAGGAUGAAAAAAACAGCAGGCUUUUGUUACAAGUCACAUCUUUCAAGGAGGACCUUCAAGGCAGAGAGACAAUCAGCAUCGAGCAAAGCAUUGCCAGUGCUUUCCAACUUAGAACUUAUGCUGAUGUUUGCAUGAACAUCGUGAGUGCCGAAGAUGUUGCCCUUGAUUCCGUUGAACUCACCUUCAAGGACCAAUACCUGGGACGCAGCGAUAUGUGGCGUCUCAAAAACACCAUGGUCAACACUUGUGUCUACCUGAACAAGAAGAUUGAAUACUGCGGUGGGAGCAUCAGAUGCCAGGUUUACGAAAUGUGGUCCUUUGGUGAGCGUGUGGCUUGUGGAGUCAUCAAUGAAGAUACUAAAGUAAUUUUUCGUUCGUCCACAAGUAUGGUGUAUCUGUUUUUGCAAAUGAGCUCGGAAAUGUGGGACUUUGACAUUCACGGCGACUUGUACUUUGAAAAGGCUGUGAAUGGUUUCUUGACUGAUUUGGUGCAGAAAUGGAAGAAAGCAGGCAGUAAUCACGAAGUCACGAUAGUUUUGUUCUCGAGGACUUUCUACAAGGCGAGCAGCUUGGAAGAGUUUCCUUUGUACAUGAGGGAGUGCCUUCAACAGGACUACAAAGGCAGAUUUUACGAAGACUUUUACAGGGUUGCCAUUCAAAAUGAGCGGUACGACGACUGGACAAGCACAAUUCAGUUUCUCCGCAAACUCUUCCCGAUCUACCAGCAGCAAGUCUUGGAAUACCACGUCCGACCAGGGGUUGCUAUACCCAAAGCAUACAACUCGACCGCUAGUCAGGGGAACUUCUUGGAAGUCUUGAACAUGUCGCUGAAUGUUUUUGAGAAGCACUAUCUGGAUAGGAGUUUUGACAGAACUGGUCAGCUGUCGAUCGUGGUCACUCCGGGCGUCGGAGUUUUCGAAGUUGACCGAGAAUUGACCAAUGUGACCAAGCAACGAGUCAUUGACAACGGCGUCGGCAGCGAUUUGGUCUGCGUAGGUGAGCAGCCUCUGCAUGCCGUCCCCCUGCUCAAGUUCCACACCAAAGACGUAUCGAUGAAUGCAGUCGACGACUAUAGUAUGCCCCACUGGAUCAAUUUAAGUUUCUACUCGACAAACAAGAAAGUGGGCUACUCUGAGUUCAUUCCACGCAUUAAACUGCCUCCGAAGCUGAACCAAACACAAAGUAGGCGCUCUAGUCAGUCGGUGCCCCAAACCAAUGCGAAAGUGGCCACGGAGGAGGACCAGUCUGGACUUCCUAAUGCCCUCUUUGAUUAUGAUGCGUACGAUGCAAAAAUCUUUCAAUUACCGAACAUGCACACUUCGGGGAGAUUUCCACAUUCUAAAAAAGUAUCCACUGGCACAAUGAACGAGCCCUACCUCAGCUACAUCUACCCUCAAAUCAGUGCAAAGAGAAAAAUGUCCGACCCUGAUGUGCACCAUCUUCAGAGUCCGUCGCCUGUGCCUGGACUUUCAAGGAUCAGAUCUUCUGCCAUCUCAAUUCCGAGCAGAUCCAUCGAAGGCUCCCCAAAUAAUUCCUUCCACAAUCUGCAGGACUUGAAAAAUUUUGCCAGAACGGUUCAAGACUACUCGCCUCCGAACCAAAGCAGAGCAAUCAUCGGCAGUGUCGGUUCCCAAAAUAUGAUCAACCAACAGGUCAAAAUGAGACCAGGUCGAGCUCUGAUCAAUCCGUUCGACCCAUCUCACGUCACGAUCAAGCUCACCUCAAACAGACGUCGAUGGACACACAUUUUCCCUAAAGGGCCAACCGGCGUUCUCAUCCAGCAGCAUCACUACCAGGCAGUGCCGGCAAAGUCGUUCAGUGACCACUACGACGCCGAGAGUGACGACAAGCAAAUUAAUGAAUUCGCGCCCAGAGGAUCCUUGUCGCUCGAGAUGCGCUCACUCAACUAUCUGAACAAACACUUUGGAGGUCAAAAUAGUCGCAACAUGACUCUUUUGUGGGGUGCAACUGGCGAGCAGGAAUGGACUCCUGCUCUGACAACCGCUGGAAAAGUUAUCAUAGGAGUCGACUGGAAAUCUCUGACCAUUCCGGCAUGUCUGCCAAUCACGACUGAUUAUUUUCCCGACAAAAGAAGCCUCACGAACGAUUAUUUCGUGUCCGAUUAUGAUUUGCUACCCGACGAUGUCAACUUCAGCUACGCGCAGCAAAGAGCGAUUUUCAAAAAGCCUCUGACUACCGUGGAAGUUUUCCGAGAGCUCAUUUCUCAGAGACUCUCUCAGGGAUUUCAACUGAUCGUGCUUCCAAACACGGAGAGUUUAGGAAGAACGGCCAGAGCCCCUUCCACGGAAGUCAAUCCACCGACUGGAAACCAGAUUGCCAACAACGCUGGUGGUUCUUUGAUGAGAUCAAAAUCCAGGAAUGACAAAGACUCGGAAGAAGAGUGUUUGCUCAGCAUUGGCAGGCUUUUCCACAAAAUCACUUUGACGGGAUCAACAAUUACAGUCACAAGAUAUCGACCAAGACACCCAUACCACCCGUUCAACAUUCACUACCGCUAUCGUUUCCACGCUCCAGACCAUUUAACUUAUGAGGUGUCUUGGGUCUCUUUUACUUCGGAAAAAUUGGAAAAUUACAACUGGAACUACAUGGACCACUACAUCUGCACCAGAGGCGACACAGACUUUGCCCUUCUCGAGGCUUUGAAAUUCUGGAGGUUCAGAGUCUACCUUUUGCCUGGAUCGCAUUCGGGGACAAAGAAGAUUUUGGAGGGCAAUUCGCACUUUGACGUGUACCAAGUGCAAACGCUCGACGAGCAAGCGCUUCUCACCGACGGAUUCAUCAGAUUCGUCGAGACCUGGGUCAACAAAAUCAAGCGGCCCAACACUUUUAAGAAAACGCGGGUACUUUCCACUUUGGUUCGUUGCUCAAAAUUUUUUGUAAAUUUUAAGCUAAUAAUUGCAGACAAGCGUUGUCGGGAGUUCCCCUUUCCGAGAGCGACUCGGCAGCAACCGAGUGAUGGAGAGACCCAGGUCGAGGGCCUGCAUGUCUCACCUCCUGCUAAUCGACCAAACGAUAGAGUCGUAACUCCCAGAUCCGGAUCCAAAGUGAUGGAGCGAGUGAAGACGGAAAAUACAAACAGCGGUCGAGUGUCACCAGCGAGCGAGGUUGCUUUCGAGAACGCAGAGACGCAUAAUGUGGAGAAUAAUGAGGAAAACACAAACACAGAAUUCAAAAGACUCGGCUCAACGGCAAGCUAUCAAGAAAUUUUGGAAGCAAUGAAAAACCCCAACUCUGGUCUCAUCUUCCUGUUUCUCAACCAAAGUUUGCCGCCGAUGACCUUCUCGAGCGCCGAUGCUGUUCACUGGUUGAUCACUCAUGUCGACGGCUUAACUACAAAAGAUGCUGCAGCCGAUGUUAUGCAGGGAAUGUUGAAAAAUGAGUUGAUUCGUCACGCUUCGGGCUCAAAAACUCAUCCUUUCAUUGUUGGAUUUUACCUCUAUUACAUUAUCGGAGACGAGAAAGUCUUGGGAGAUGCGAUUAGUUUUGAAAACGAGUGGGUCGAGGUGGAAAUCGAGCGGCCGCUGGGCUGGAAAGUUGACAACACGACACCGUUAUCGCCACCCGUUGCUAGUUUUUUGGCUGAUUAUCUUGACCACCAGGACUGCGGGGAAGAUUGGAAACGCCCCAAUUACAAACACACGCACUUGGAUAUUGACGUGGCCAACAAAAGUGAUCGGAUCGAAUGGGGCCAUGCCAAGUACCAGCCGGUUUUUCGAGCCGACAGAGCGUACGAGUUUUCAGUUCAGUGGGUUGCUGCGACUGGAACUGUUGUUUCCGACUUGGUCCUUGGCUGGGCUCGAAAAGCGCAACCGUGCGGCCUGCACAUGAUCCCAGUGCCCGCUGACCCUUUUGCCUUGCCCUACACUGAAAAGUCUGACCCGUUACGAGGCCCUAUUUUCGUUCCUCUGGACAUUGAAAAGUUGAUGGAGAACAGGAGUCAUCUUUUUGAAGCUUUCCCUGAGGAGGGUUGGAAGCAGAGGCUCUUUUUGCUCCAAGAUGCAAUUGCAUCCAGAUUUGGCUUCGUCUCCUGCAUCCUCGAGACACCCCCAGGCCAACCUUCGAGGCAGCCUCCCAUGCUUGGAGACCCUGUCGGCACUCCGAAUUUCUCGACUCCUACCAACUCGAGUCAGGCCAAUCCUUUUCAUAGGCAGUACAUCCAUCUGACUGGAAACGCCUUCAUCAUGAUUCCAACUCAGCCUUGUUGCCAGCCAAGAAAUGGACCCAUCAGGAUACAGACCAGCUACGGGUCUUCCAGGCAGAGCCGAUAUGCAUCUUUGCAGGACCUGCCGAUGUCUAGUCCUCACGAAGAAUACAUCACCCGGCAUGUCAGUGGCAAAAGCAGCCGAGAUGACUGUGGCUCGGACACAAGGGUUGGAUUUCUCUGGUCGUGGAACCACAUGAUCGGCCGACGCUGGAAAACUGCAUCAAAUCCAGCCACCGGGGAUGAAAAUUUCCAAAAUCGGCUGCUCAAAGACUUCCAGGAUUUUUGUUCCAAUGGUGAUAACAGACUCAAGUUGUUCUGGGAAAAGUGUUGGCAAGACAAAGAAAAAAUAUCUGCUGUUAACCCUGUUAAUUGAUUUAACCAUUUUUUAUAUUUUAUGUUAUACUUUUGCAAUAUUAAAUUUCUUGAUAAAAAAUUAUUGAAUCUUAUU